ACUGCUACAUCAGCUUCAGAAUUUCAGCUAAAUCAUAGCAUCCACCUCAGUCCUUAUACUCUAUUCUCUCUCAAUCUCAAAAUUCUUUUUUUUUUCUUCCUUGAUGCUAGCUCUACUCUUAGUCCUAUUUGAUGAUUUGAUUCAGCUGGUGAAAUCUCUAGGAGCUGAUGAAGAACAGAACCAGAAAAAUGGACGAUCUGUCUUCGUGCAACCUUCUUUGUGAAGAAGAAGAAACAUUUUUGGAAUUGGAAAGAGAUGAAGAAUACUCUGCCUUUCAAUCAGGAAUGGAUCAUCAAGGUGUUUCAGAGAAUGAGGAUUUGGGGGUUCUGCUUGAGAGAGAGAUCCGUAUUGGGUUCCGAAAAGAUGAGACUUUUGUGUUUGAGGAUUGGAUGAAACGUUCCCGCACAGAUGCAAUCAAUUGGAUUCUCAAAACAAGAGCAACAUUGGGAUUUCGCUUUCAAACGGCUUAUUUGUCUGUCACAUAUUUCGAUCGGUUCCUUUCCAAGCGGUCCAUUGAUAGUGAAAAGGAGUGGGCAAUCCGGUUACUAUCAAUUGCAUGCCUUUCUUUGGCUUCAAAGAUGGAAGAAUGCAGUGUGCCUGAGUUAUCAGUGUUUCAGUCAAAAGAUUACUGCUUUGAGAGCAAAGUGAUUAGGAGAAUGGAGAUUUUGGUGCUAACCACAUUGGAUUGGAAUAUGAGCAUUAUAACCCCCUAUGAUUUCCUUCCUUAUUUCAUCACAAAGUUCUGCAAUCAACCCCCACCAACUACCACUUUUUCCAAGACCAUGCAACUCAUCUUCACCACAAUCAAAGAGGUGAGCAUAAUGGAUCACAAACCAUCUGUUGUUGCAGCUGCAGCUACUUUGGUGUCAUUGGAUCAGCAACUAACCAUAGAAGCUGUAGAGUUGAAGAUUAGUUCAAUUCCUCAACAUAGGUUUCUUGAUCCUAAAGAUGUAUUUUCCUGCUACAAUCUAAUUCAAAGAUUACAAGAGGAGAAUAAUACAAGAAGAGACAAUAACGUUUUGCAUACGCCUAGUCCUUCAACAAUUGACAUGAUAGAGAGCUCUCUAAUUACUUCUUCUGCUGCUGUCACAAAGAGGAGAAGACUCUCAUUUAAUGAUGAUCAAAGUUCUGAAGGGAAGGGACUUGACUAGGGAGAAAAAAGAAUUCCAAUAUUUUCAAUUAAUUCUUUUUUUUUUCUUUUUUUUUUUUUAAAAGAAGUAUCAAUAAACUUAUGUGAAGGAAGAGUCCAUCUUUUAGGGUCACUUUUCACUCUAUAGUCUCAGCCUGAGGCUGGCUUGAAAUAGAGAUGGAGAAAGGUAUCGAUUGUUACAGCUCUAGAUAUUAUUUAGGAUUUGAUUUGAUGUGUCCCUGAUGAACCAGCUAGGAAAGAAGUAACAGAAGGGGGUAAACACUAAACAGCAAUAAAACAACCAGGUUUUGGGCUGCAUGUUCAAGUGGUCAAGUCACCAAGUGGAAGAUCUAGAAUGCUCUUUUUAGUUUUUUACCUUUAUAUUAAUUUUUUAUUUCUUUCAAUUAUUCUUAUUGUAUAGUUAUUUUUUUCUUUUUAAUGUUGGUCAUUUUAACCUUGAUAUCCAAUUUCAUAACGGAUAUUGUCA
Molecule: messenger RNA, 1616 nt
Organism: Arachis duranensis
Lineage: Eukaryota; Viridiplantae; Streptophyta; Magnoliopsida; Fabales; Fabaceae
Product: cyclin-D5-1-like
Exons: 6
Coding region: 168-1151 (327 amino acids)
Biological process (GO): regulation of cyclin-dependent protein serine/threonine kinase activity; mitotic cell cycle phase transition
Cellular component (GO): cytoplasm; cyclin-dependent protein kinase holoenzyme complex; nucleus
Molecular function (GO): cyclin-dependent protein serine/threonine kinase regulator activity
Source: RefSeq, a predicted model, not a curated record